This is a messenger RNA of Pseudomyrmex gracilis, 12558 nucleotides long. It is a transcript of the gene btv, whose product is annotated as cytoplasmic dynein 2 heavy chain 1. Gene Ontology annotation, cellular component: dynein complex. Gene Ontology annotation, biological process: microtubule-based movement. Lineage: Eukaryota; Metazoa; Arthropoda; Insecta; Hymenoptera; Formicidae. Bases 124 to 12363 code for a protein of 4079 amino acids. The record is from RefSeq and is a predicted model, not a curated record. Gene Ontology annotation, molecular function: minus-end-directed microtubule motor activity; ATP binding; dynein light intermediate chain binding. The transcript is spliced from 45 exons.
GUUGAUCUUUGGUUGUCGUGACGACCGGGUUCGAGCAAGCACCCCCUGGUGAAGCACCCGGUCGGAGCGGAUCUUUCUUUAUUCCCGUUGACUGAGCAAUUCGCUUGCUUUAAACUCUGGAAAAUGGUAGUCGUGGACAAACCCAGGCAUCUAAUUGUUCUCACAGCUGGACAUUUCUUCGGCACGGGACAGCAAACCGACGAUGACAUCGAGGAUCGAGAGAUUCUCGAUCGUUUUCUGGAGCAAUCGUCGUGCAGAACUCUGUGCGCCCGGCCGAUCGACGAGGAUCGGAAUCGCUUGAAACUGACCAUCGAGGUCCCGGCUGGCAGAAACACACUUGUUUUUUUUAAGGUGACAGCGGCGCCGAUCACAGGAGACAACUUUCACGACGUGGUUCAAGUGGCUUCCACCGGUUGCGGUGACAGUACGGUAUUGAUAGAAGGUCUGCGGCAAGUAUGGACACCGACCCUCGAAUCGUCCGGUUUGAACACGUCAUGUCUGAGAAAAUUGGAGGAGAAACUGCUGAGUUCCGGAUUUUCAAUCACCGUCGCGGAGGAGGAAGAAUAUUGGACGAGGAGAAGGGACGAGGUCAAACGGUCGCACGAGAAAGCGACUUGCGACGAAGCCGUUAAACUGAUAAAAAGCAUCAGGAUCGAAUUAGAAAGCGCCGCGGUGUCCAGAGACGGAUUGAUCGCCGUGGAAGAGGCUUGCGAAGCUAUUUCGGUAUUCGCGGACGAUUUGUGGAAACUUGGAGGACCGGCGUACACCGAGGAACGAAUGAAGUCGCUUCUAGACGUGAUUGGAAACGAAGUGGUCAAAUUAACACAAAGCUAUCUCGAUGCGGUCGGUGUAACUGACGCUCGUGCGAGGGACGAGACAAUCGCUCUCGGAGCUACGGUGUGCGAAAAGUGGACGAACGUCACGCAGAAAUUGACGGAGCUUUUCUGGCCGCAUCACUCGCUGCAUCCUUGGCGCGGAGCGAUCUUCGUUCCUGAAAAAUGCUCCAAGUUCGGCAAAAUCCUCAGACAAAUAUCCGAGUUGCGAGCACAACAUCGCCAACUGAGCAGACUUCUGACUCCCAACGAAAGAUCCGGUCUCGGCAUCGACGCUCUGCUCCAAGCGCUGGACGACACGAAAAUUGCGUUGAACGACGACGAGCGGGACGGCGAAUGGGAGAGACUGAGGAGUAAAAUCGAAGAGGGUUUGGCGCCGGCUGAGGAACGCGUCGCCCAGAAGCUGAAAAACCACAUAGCCGACGCCGAUACUCCGAACGCUAUGGUGGCUGAAUUCGCGCGAUACAGCGAACUGAUCAAGAGGGAGAAACUCAAGGGAGCAUUGCGCGGAGAACGGGAGUCUCUGCUUUCGGCGUAUCGCGAUCUGAUCGAAAAUCGCUUAGCCGGUCCCGACACGGAAAAUCUCUUGGACGCUCCCAGAAUAUUGCAGGAGAUUCAGGCCGCUAGAUCGGCGGAAGUGCGAUUGGAGAGCCUGGCUAAAUUGGGAAAAGAGUUGCUCGCCGAUCUCCCGGGCUACAAGGAGGUGGCGGCGCGACUAUCGAACGCGUUGAAGGAAGUCGAGGAGAAGAAGCAGGAUCUCAUUGAAUCAUGGGUGACCAACACCAAGAACGACAUAACGAGAAAAGAAUUGAGCCUGGGCACCGAUUCGCCGGUGGUCGAGCUCACCGGCACCAGCAUGAUGCGGGUUACGUACGAUCCUCGACUGAUGACUCUGAUCAGAGAGGCCAGAGCGUUGUCCGGCGAGGGCGUCGAACUGCCGAGAGAGAUCAGAGAGCUGGUGGACAGAGCCGCGUCUUUGGCCGGACGUGCGAGAGCUCUUCAGCAAGUCGCCACCUUUCACAACACGAUCGGCGAUCGGAUGGUGCCGUCUCAAAGGCCUCUCAUGCUGACCAUAGCUCUCGAAUUGGCCCGGGCUGUUCAGGAACAAUCCGGUGUUGUCUGGUCCGAUCCCCAUCUCGUCGAUGUCUACACCGCUCGAUUGAAAGAACUGGUGGUAAAAUUCGCUCGACAAAAUUCGGAACUGAUUUCGAAGCAUUGCACGUUGCGAGACUACGUGUCGAAUCUGCUGAAAGGCGACGCGGUGCAUCUCGUGGGAAAUCAAAACAUAUGGAAAGAGACGCUCACGAACAUGAGAGCGAUCGUUGACGCCGUGGAUUCGGAGUACGGCAACGCGAGAGCUUGGAAGCUGCACUGGGAUCGACAACUGUUGAAAGCACUGAGUGUGGCGUACAGAAGUGCCUUGCCGUCCUUGUCACGAAAAUUGUCGGAGAUUCGGGUGGAGCUCACCUUCCGGGACGGAUCUCUUCAGUGGAGACCACCGCUCGAGGACAUUCGCGCCAAGUUGUACUCCGGCAUAAGGCGAUCGCUUUCGAUCCCGAUAAACUUUCGAGGCGUGGGUGACGUAGCGGACGCGCAUUUCGGAGAUCUGGUUCAGAAGAACGCGUACCUCUUCAGCGGCGUUUACAAGCAAAUCGAAAUUGUGCUGUCCACUCUGGAGUCGUUCAGGAUCAAGUGGCUCGGUCUGGCAACGCCGGCCAACAUUGACGUCGGGGAGCAAUUGAAAAACAAACCUCCUCAAGAAUGGGCGAAAGCCUUCAAGGAGGCCAAACAGUGGGCUCAAGAGGUUGGAAAAUUGCGAGGUUGCGACGUAAAGAUCUCGUGCGUGUGCGUCGAUACGGCGACAACGAGGAGCGACUUGGAGACCGCGUCUCGUCGUUACUGGGAGCGUUUGUGUUCCGAUUUGAGAACGGAGGCUUCGUCGCGGCUGAUGGCCGUCGUGGAUUUUCUGUCCUUCGCGUCCAAGGAGCUCGAGCGCAGACCACGAGACGCGGAGGAGGUCGGACUGGCUCACGAAGCACACGCGCGCAUCGAGCAACAGUCGGCCGGGAUCGCCGACGAAAUGGAGGCAGUUGCUGUGCUAGCCAAAGUUAUGGCUGCUUGGACCAGCGAGAAACUCGACGGCGUUACAGCGGCCCACGCUGCUUGGCAGGAGUUAGGAGAUCGUCUGGAGAAGCACAAAGCCGUCAUGGCACGUCUGUUGGAAGACGCCAAAGUCAAUCUUCGUCACAAAGCGAUAGCGUUGAGAGACGAGAGAGAAAGAUGGCAGGCCAAGUGGUCCAAGAGAUCCGACAACAUCACCCUGGACUGGCUGAUGUUGAUGAAGGAACGUUGGAUCAAUCUGAACGAGCAAAUGAAUUCUCUGAAAUUAGAUUGCAAGAGAAUCUCUCUGGAUCUCGAAACCGUUUUCGAGGACGACGAGAUCAAUCUGUCGCAAUUGGAGCGUGAGCUUGAAAGCGAGGAGUCAAAUUACAGAUUCCAAUCUGAGUUUUUGGAAGAACUGAGGAACCAAGAGACCGAGGAGUGGGCCGUGGCCAGGAAAAGAUUGCCGAGGCUUCACGACUGGCUCGAUUCGUGGGAGAGUAAAAUUCACUUAGAGAACAAUCACGAAAUCGACACUUACGUCGGCAAAAAGAUAAACGAAGUCAGAUCGGCGAUCGAGGCCGUUCAGCUGCUUCGCGGCGACGAGCUCGCCGAGGAACACUGGACCGAGUUAAUUCCCAUACUCGGUUUGAAGGUCGAGAACGCGCGAGACAUCACUUUGGGUCACGUGUUCGCUUGUACAAAAGUCUUGAAGGAAAACGAAGAUAAAAUAAAAACAAUAACGAAACGAGCGCUCGCGGAAAGCGGGAUUCGGCAGGCCUUGAUAGAUCUGGAGAUCUGGGAAAGUACAGCGUCACUUUCGAUGCAAGAAUCCACUGACAGUAAAAACACGACCGUUCUGAUCGUCGGAGACUACGGCAGCUUGUUGGCAAAAAUAGAGGAGCUGAGGCUUUUGCUCGAAGGAGCGAAAGGUACAUCGGGACACGACAGGUUCGUGUCCAGAGUUGCGCGUUGCGAAGCCGCCCUGUCGGAGCUCGAGGAAAAGAUCAAGAUCCUCGGCAUCGUGCAGAGAAAAUGGAUCUAUUUGGAUCCGGUUUACGGGAGCGGAGCCGCCCCCAAUGAUUCCGGAAGAUGGUCGAGAGCUGACAAGGAAUUCAGAUACCUCAUGGCCGAAGUGUCUCGGGAUCCUAAAAUACCGUCGUUGAGACAAUUUUCCUUGUCGGCUUUGACAAAUUUGAAGGAUCUAUUGGACAGGUGUCAGAAAAGUCUGGACGAAUUUUUGGAGGAAAAACGAACGGCUUAUCCCAGACUGUACUUCCUCAGCGACGAGGAUCUUCUCGAACUGAUAUCAGGUAGUACACGAGGCCUGGAGGCUCACUUGCCGAAGUUGUAUCACGGUUUGGGUUCGGUGGUGAGAGAAAACAACACGUUAACGGCGAUCGUGUCGCCCGAGGGAGAAGUACUGAGGCUGCCCGAGGCCGUCGAGCUCGCUGAGCCACUGCCGCAAUGGCUGGACAAUCUCGAGAGAGGAAUGAAAAACGCUCUCCGUCAGAGUUUGGACAAGUGUUUGAACGACUCCACGCCCGAUCCGUCCGUCUAUCCCACGCAGAUACUGUUGUUCACCGAGAGAAUAGGAUUCACCGAGCGUUGCGAGCGCGCGCUCAAACAGGGCCACGCGGCUCUGCAGAAGCUCGUCGAGUUUCUGGAAACGCAGAGGGCGAGAUACAGAGGAUUGGAAGACGCCGGCGACAAAUUGACCGCGCUUAAAGCGCGCAAUCUUCUUCUCGACACUGUUCAUCAUCUGCAAGUGGCCAGGACCUUGUUGAGAAUCGUCGCAACCGGCGAAAACGCCGGCUGGAUCUGGCACAAACAAUUGAGGAGUUACAGAACCAGUCAAGGCAUGUACGUGGUGCGAUGCGCUGGCGCGGAGUUGCCGUACCGCUUCGAGUACCAAGGCGCGUCCAUCGGCCUGGUGAGGACUCCCUUGACAGAAAGAUGCUUCCUGGCGCUCAUGCAGGCUAUGAAGCUCGGACUGGGCGGAAGUCCAACCGGCCCAGCCGGAACGGGAAAAACCGAAAGUGUCAAAGCUCUGGCGUCUAUCCUGGGUAGACUAGUGCUCGUUUUUAAUUGUGACGAAGGAAUGGAUACCGGCAGCAUGAGACGAAUCCUAGGCGGUUUGGCGCAAGCCGGCGCCUGGGGCUGCUUCGACGAGUUCAAUCGCCUCGAGGAGGACACUCUGAGCGCGGUGGCGAUGUUGGUGAGGCCGCUUCAGGAAGCGCUUCGAAACGGAUCGCCCGAAAUUUUGCUGGGCGAUCAGAAGGUCAAGUUGAAUUCGCACUGCUGCAUCUUCAUCACCAUGAAUCCGGCCGGGACCGAGUACGGGGGUAGGCGCAAACUACCGGAUUCCCUGGCGAGACUCUUCCGACCGAUCAAUAUGGCGCAUCCGGACAAGCUUGACAUCGUGAGAACUUUGCUGGAGUGCGCCGGUUUUCUGGAAGCGGCCACUCUCGGCAAACGACUCGUGGAGGCUCUCGAUAUCGCCGGGACCAUGCUCUCCGAGCAGCCGCACUACGACUGGGGCCUCAGAGCGCUCAAGUCCGUGCUCGACGCGUUGCGCCCGAUCGCCGGCGCCGACGAGACCACCAGACUUCUAGUCUCGAUCAAAGCGUCAACCUUGCCGAAGCUGACGGAGGCCGACACGGCGAAGUUUCUUUCGCUGCUGAACGAUCUCUUUCCGAAGACCAAUUCUUCCGAAUCCACGGAGAACGAGGAUCUGGUUGUCGUGCUGUUGAAAGUCUGUGACUCACGCGGACUGACGAAGGAGAUCGCCAACAGAUGCGUUCAACUGAACGAUCUGCUGAAGAGCAGAACCGGCGUCGCGAUCGUCGGCCCGGCGGGCAGCGGGAAAACGUCAAUCAGAUCGUGUUUGGCCGAGGCGAUGACGAAGAUAGGCAAAUCCGUGUCGCAGGUAAUCGUUUAUCCCGGCGCGAUGCCGAAGAAGAGAUUGCUAGGAUACGUGAAUCCACGAACGAGAGAAUGGAAGGAGGGUGUUCUGUCGAGUACGAUAAUGUCCGCCGGAAAUUCCGCCACCUGGAUCGUCUUCAACGGAGACGUGGAGCCCGAAUGGGCGGAGGCGCUCAACUCAGCCUUGGACGAUAAUCGACUGCUCACGUUGCCUAACGGAAUAGGAGUUAAACUCGGUAGCGGCACAAGGUUUAUUUUCGAGACGCACAAACUUGCCGGCGCCAGUCCCGCUACAGUUUCGCGACUGGGUGUUCUCCACUUGGGAUCAACGAAGUCGACGUCUUUACUGGUGCCGUCGAGAUUGGAACAACUUUCUUCAACGGUUGCGGAGGUCGCGAACGCUCAUUUAUGUUCGUGCAUAGACGAAACCCUGAAGACAAAUGCCGACGGCUUGUCCGCAGCCGGUCUGAUGUCUGCUGCACUGUGUCACCUAUGUAGAUCGGAAACCUUCACUCAAACCACUCACGCACUUUUGGUCUCAUUAUGCGGCCACAUUAAAGACACACAGUCUAGAGACAAUUUGGCGAAAUUUAUUUACAGCUCGACCGACGGUUGGUGUCCUGAUCCACAAAAACCAAAUGCGGUUCUCUACGAUCGUGAAACCGAUCGACUGAUGCCCUACGGUGACACGUUCGAGUCUGUUGACAGCGACCGCGGACCUGUUUCGAUUUCAGAUCGCGUUAGAAAGACACUGGCGGCUAUUUUACCUUGGAUAGAGGACGGCCAUCCGAUCAUGAUUCGCGGAUCUCAAGCUUGCGGCAAAAAUGUUCUGAUUGAUCUCGCGUUGACGAGGAUCAAGAAUUACGAAGACGUGACCGUGGUGAGAGGAUCUUCGCUCUACGGUAUCGACGAUCUCGUGACUCGUUUGAAGAAGGCGUGUCUGCGUCUGGAAUCUUCCUCGCAAGGUAGAACGUACAAACCGAGAAGCGGAUCGCGAGUGCUUCUUGUCUUGGAAGACAUGCACCUUGCCGCCAAAAACUUACAGGAGUUGGUGAGAGAAUUGAUUCAGGAGGAAGGAUUUUUGGAAGACGACCUUGUAUUUUCCAAAGUGUCCUUAACAAUCGUAUGCACUGCCGAUACGUCCGCUCGAUUGCAUCCCAGACUCGAAGCUUUGUUUGCAACUUGUUACCUGGAACCUCCAAGCCAAAAGGAAGUCGCGAUAAUUCUCGAACUUCACUUGAGAACUUCUUUGAAAAAAGUGGACUACGUUAUGGCGGAAUCUUGGAUCGUCCGAAUGAAACCUAAUAUUUUGGACGCUUUUCGAUUCGCGUAUUCCGCUCAGGAAUCGUCUUUCGUCUGGUCCCUUAAAGACUUCGUCUUUUGGACAAUGGGCCUCAAAUAUUAUCCCACGCCGGAAAACGAAGCGGACAUCACUCGUUAUCUGUUGGACAUCGGACAACGUCUGUUUCGCGCUAGAUUAACGCCCAAAUCGCUAAAGCGAUGGGAAUCCUUGCUACUUUCGAAACAAUUCGACGUGAAGGACUUCGACGACGAUACGUACGUGUGGAAGGACGCAAAUAUCGGAUUAUAUCCUUUGAGCAAGGAACAAUGGCGCGAGGAGAUAAUCACCACAGCAGCCAGAUGCGCCAGGGAAGGUCAACCGAUACAGACGUCGAUUUCAUCCUAUCUUUUGGAAACUGUAGCUGGACUGAAUUGGGCUAUAGGAUGCGAUUUUCGCGGGAUAAUUUUGAUUGGGCGACCAGGAGCGGGCAGGAGAUCGGCGGUCAAACUGGUUGCGACUUUCUCUUCUUUUCGACUGAUCGACUCAGGACCUGAACGCGGUAAGGUGGCGAUAAAAAACGCCGUGCAGAGCGCCGGUGUCGAGGGUCAAUCCGUCUUGCUUCUGUUGGAGGAACAUCACGCGAGGGAAGAAACUCUGGCCGUGUUGGUGAGCGCCAUAGUGUCCAAGGGCGAAAUCCCGGAGCUCUUCACCGCGGAGGAAUUCGAGACGUUGGUCGCACCGUUGGCCGAUUUAGCUCGAAGAGAAGAUUUUCAGGGAACGUUAGAGCAUUACUUGUAUCAUCGCUUGCGCAAGUAUCUUCGAGUAGUUGUGAUCUUGGAUUCAGAAGACAUCGAAUCGUCGUGGUUCCUGCGUCUGGGUCUUCUGCGAUACUGCGCGCUUCUCGGGCCCGGGUUCAACGAGUGGUGGUCCCGUGAGAGCUCGCUGAUCGACUUGGCGGUGCAGGAGGAAACUUUGCAACUGCGCGAGGACGAAGAACCGCCAGCCGGCGCGAGGAUCAUACUCGAGGCCCAUUUGCAAGCACCGCGACAUCAGAAGGCGCCGGCGAGAUUUCUCGCUCUCAUACACACGUGGAAACGUCUUCGCGACACGUGGAGCAAAGAGGUCGAAGAGAAGUUGCGAUCACUCGAGGCUGGCAUCGGAAAGCUGGGAGAAGCCGGCGAGCAAGUGGCCAAGCUCGAGGACGAAGUAUCCAGGCAACGUCAAGAACUUGAGACGGAAAAGGGAAGAGCUAACGCUGCUCUCGAGCAGAUCACCGCCACGAUGAGAGGCGCGACCAAUCAGAGAGGAGAGAUGACGAGCUUGAAAGCCAAGACCGAAAGCGAAAGCGUCGAACUCGCGCGGCGCAAGGCGGAUAUUGAAAGCGAAUUGGGAAAAGUGGAGCCUCUCGUCGAACAAGCUGCUCAAGCGGUGGCUGGCAUAAGUGCCGACGCGUUAGCUGAAGUUCGCUCGUUGAGAGCUCCGCCGGCGCCCGUGAGGGACGUGCUCGAGGGUGUUCUCCGGCUGAUGGGCAUAAAGGACACAUCUUGGAACAGCAUGAAGACUUUCCUCGCAAAGCGAGGUAUCAAGGAUGAGAUCAGAAACUGGGACGCGAGACGUAGCACAUCAGCCAGUUUGGAAGCGGUCGCCAAAUUAAUAAACGAACGUCCGGAGAGUUUCGAGGAGAAAACGGCCAAGAGAGCCUCGGUGGCGGCUGCCCCGCUGGCCGCUUGGGUUCUCGCUAAUCUCCAGUACGGCCAGAUAUUGGAACAGGUUGCUCCUCUGGAACGAGAACAGAGACAACUGGCCGAACGAUUGGCGGCGGCCGAGACGCAGUUGGGAAAAUUGUCGGAGGGACUGAACACGGUGGAAAGUCGCGUGGCGCAGCUUCAAAAGGAGCUCGCCGAACACACGAGAGGCGCGGCCGAGCUUCAGCUGCGAACCGAAGCCACGGAGGCGAGUCUGUCGACAGCGCGGGCUCUUUUGCAAAAACUCGACACCGAACAUCGCGACUGGCAGUCUCAAUAUCAAGAACUGACCGCUAGGAAGGAGAGACUGGACGUUGAAGCGGCCAACGCGGCCGCCCUGCUGGUGUAUCAGGACCCCAAGAGAGAUGACACCUGGCAAAAAGCGGCCAUCAAACUGCUGGUGACCGAGCGGGAGCGACUGCAAUGGAGAGCACACGGUUUGCCAGCGGACACGAGCAGCUUGGUCGCGGCCUCUCGCGCGCUAAAGGGACCUUUGGUGUCUAUUUUCUUGGAUCCCUCGGGCGUGGCUGUGUCUUGGAUCAAACGCAGCAUCGGCUCCGGACUCGAAGUCACGCAGCCGGGAAAUACGAAAUUUCUGACAACCGUGGAACUCGCGGUGCGAUUCGGAAAGCCACUUUUGAUCGAGGAACUGGUCGAGUUCCCGUCGGUCUUGCUGCCCGUUCUCCGCCGGAAACCUCUCAGGUUGGGCGAUCGCAUUCUGCCGGCUCAGCAAGGAUUUCAACUCUUCUUGGCCACCAGAAAGGACAGGAUGGAGGACGUUCCGAGAGAGGCCGAUGCUGUGUUGUGCCACAUCGCGCUCGGCGCCGGCACGAAGAGCUUGACGGAGAGAUUCGUGGAGAAGCUCCUGUUGAACGAAACGCCGGAGCUCGAGGCGCAAAGAAGAGAAGCUUUGGAGAGGGAGGAGAAAUUGUCCGGGGAACGAGACGCGGCCAGACUCGAGCUGUUGAGUCAGUUGGCCACAGCCAGGGGCCAGGAUCUCCUGCAGGAAUCCCAGGAAGAGGGAGGACUCUUGUCCACGCUGGAGGCGACGCAGUCGAAAGCGAAGGAAAUAACGGCGGCUCUCGAGAAGAGCAGACAGAACCUGAACGAAGUCUCCAAACGGGCUAAGGAUCACGAGCAAUUCGCGCAGUUCGCCGCCAACGUUUACGAGACCAUCAGAGGCGUAACGGUUCUCAGUUCUCUGUACGUUAUUUCCGCGGAAGCUUACACGGACAUCUUGCUGAAGGCGGUACAGGUUGACAGUUCGUCGGGCGAAGACAAGGACAGAAAAAACUCGCUGAUCGAAAAACGAUUGAUAAUUCUGACGUAUCACCACUGCGCGAAAGCGAUCUACAGAAAGCACCGACUUCCUCUGGCGCUGCACAUGGCGUUGUCGUUAAAUCCGAUAUCGGAGGUCGAGAGAAAUUUCCUAUUCGACAAGGGCGGAAACGGCGGCGCCGAUAAUUCGGACUUCGAACCGCCCGAAUGGAUACCGGACGAACGGUGCGACGCUGUGCGAACGUUGGGUUCCUUCUUGCCGGAUGUGGCCGCUAGGAUAAAACCUUCCUGGUUGAAGGACACCUCCGGCAUUUUCGCGGACAGUGAGCUCAGUCCUUUUCAGAAAGUCCUGGUCCUGAAAGCUCUGCGACCCGAUUAUUUGCACACCGCUCUUUCCAAGUAUGCCGCCAAGCAGUUAGGAUUGAAGAACCUGGCACCACCUCUGUGGACGUUAAGCGCGAUCGCUCAGGAAAAGGAAGCGUAUCCCGUGCUGUUGCUUUUGUCACCGGGAGCCGAUCCUGGUCCCGAGCUCGGCGCGCUGGCUACGAAACACGCGGCCGCUGGAUUUACGGAGAUUUCGUUGGGGCAAGGACACGUCGCUCAAGCGGAACAAGCGUUGGAAACCGCAUGCAGACACGGCAGCUGGAUAUUGCUGAGCAACUUGCAGCUCGCGCUAAACUGGUUGCCGCGACUGGAGAGCUUGCUUCGGUCGCCAAUGUGCACCUCGAACAAAAAUCCCUCCGCGAGAAUCUGGCUGACCACCGAGGAAUGCUCGGGAUUCUAUCCGGGUCUGGCGGGGCUGUGUUUGAAACUUGCUUACGAGCCUCCCGAGGGCGUGAAGAGAAACAUGAGGAAAUCGCUUCAACAAUUUCGACAGUCGCAACGUACCGACGACAUUUCGGCCGCCGUUUUGGCGCUCUCCUGGUUGCACGCGACGUUGCAGGAACGACGGAAUUUCGUUCCCCAGGGUUGGAUCAGAUCGUACGAGUGGAACGAGUCGGACUUCGAGGCGGCUUACGAGUUGCUGAUCAAAGACGCGGCGAAGGAAAAGCGAUCGCAGCAAGAGGGAGACUGGCAGAUUGGCAGAGGUUUGCUCGACGUUGCGGUCUACGGCGGUCGUCUUCAGGACGAUUACGACGCGAGGGCGUUGCGCUCGAUGAUACGCGACGUGUGGUCCCGAGACAUCUUCGACGGUCGUCGAAAACUGGGAAACGCGUUGAAAAUAACCGACGCGGUCCUCGGCGAUCCGAUAAAGUCGCUCGAGAACUUGGACGAUGUCGACUCGCCCAAGGAGUACUUCGGACUUCCCGCGAACGCUUACAGAGCGUGGGAGAGAGCCGCCGCCGAGAACGCUCUGACAUAUUUGGAAUGUAUCUCAGCGAAAUUCUUCAGUAGCAAAGAAAGAAGUGGCAAGAAGUCGGAAAAGUCGAAGGUUCAACGAGAACUGAAGGAACUUGUGGAACGACAAUGUUCUCAGACAAUUGCGAGCGAUGCGACGAGCGAACAGACGAGAAAUCCUUUGCAGGACUUCUUCGUAGAUGAGAUCAAUCUUACGAGAAAGUUAAUGAAUGUCGUACAAACGAACGUGGACGCGUCGUCUUUCGAGAAUGGUGAAAUUCCGAAGCACUGGCACGAAGAAUGGCGCACCGGUCCGAGGAACGCGAUGCAGUUUGUGAAAGCGCUUCUGUCCAAGCACGAAACGUUAAAAACCUUAGCGAUGGGUGUGCCUCGCCGAGUAGACUUGUCUCAAUUGUCGCGACCACGUGCUCUUUUAACCGCGCUCAAGCAAUAUACCGCACGAGAGCUUGGCUAUCCGUUAGAAACCCUUGAGCUCCGCGCCAAUUGGGUCGAGAAUCGUACGAAAAAAGAAUGGAAGAUAUCGAUCCAACUCGAAGGCCUGCUUAUAUCAGGAGCAUCGAUCGAGGAUGGUGUUCUGAAAGACUUGGACGCGGAUUCGGCAGCGGUCGCUUUAGCCCCGACGUGUCAAGUGGCGUUUGUACCGGAAGAAUAUUCUUCCGAGGAUAAAUCCGGUGGCGACAAUCUCAACUCACUCGAGGACACGUAUCGGCAAGAUUAUUUAAACAUACCGGUUUACACAAGUGUGCAACGGGAGAUGUUGAUUUGUUCCUUACCCGUCACGUGUCUGAGGGAAGAACGCGCCACGUGGUUGCGUCGUGGCGUCAUUCUGUAUCUGAAAUAAACUUGUGCAACAAUGUAUUGGAUAAUUUUAACGUGAUAAUAAUAUUACGUGAUGUUUUAUUUAUGUUUUGUUCUCUUUAACAAGUUCGAUAAUUUAUUAAUUUAAAACAGUUAUGUAACAAAUGCGUGUGAGAGAAUAUAACUUUUAUUAGAUUUUUCACUCAUUAUUUUCAGUUUGACAAUUUAUUAAUUUAAA